GAAAACCUCCGGAAGAUCCAAUGUUGUUGUUGCUGGCAGAGCGGAAGUCCUCCAACGCGUUAUCUCGCUGGAUGACACUUUAAACUGUGUGUAUGCAAUGACAGCCGUACACACAGGAUCUACCCGUGCACACGUACUCUAACAUAAAACUAGACUUCCAACUCUGCUGCAUACAGCUGACGUAUAGCUGCAAUAGUCUCAACGCGCUCCUACAAUGGUGGUCACAUAUCGAGAUCCUGAUCUUCCUCUGUCGUCUCUUCGCCUCCUGGUUCCUCCUCUGAGGUUGAUGUCAGCCUGUAUGUGGCAGGUGGCCCAGAAGAGAAACGUAGACCAGUAUAACAAACUGGCCGAAUUCAUCACAUUAGUGUCGGAGAUGGUCCCAGAGCUUAUGAGCUACAAACAGAGGACUCAGCUCAUCCUGGGACUGAGAGCUCGGCUCAUCCUUGAAUUGUUAAAGGGGAUGGAUAAAGUUGACUGUAAAGCUAUCCAGGAUCUUCUUAACAUUUUCCAACAGAGGGCAACAAGCCACAUGUAUGAAGAGGACCAAGAUUCAGAGGUGGAGAUUUCAAAGUCAGCAUUUGUGGAGCUGGUUGAGACAUUGCUGAGAGACCAAUCAGAAAAAGACAACUUUUUCAAGCGAUGCCAGCGAGGACUCCGUAAGCGCCAAUAAAAACACCUGCCUGGAGUGUGGCAAGACUUUAGCAUGUCGUUCCGCUUUGAUAAGACAUCAACUCGUUCACUCUUCAGUACGGCCGUUCAAGUGCACCCAGUGUAACAAGUUCUAUAAAACUGAGAAAACCCUGAACCGACAUGUCCUGAUCCAUUCCAAACCUAUAGUCCUGUCCUUUGCUUGCAGCCUUUGUGAGAAGACAUUUAGUUCUCGGACUUUGCUCACAGUUCAUCUGCGGCGUCACAGUGGAGAGAGGCCGUUUGCCUGCUCGUACUGUGAUAAGAGGUUCCUGACAAAUUCUGUUCUGAAGUCCCACAUGCGCAUUCAUACCGGCGAGCGCCCGUACGCCUGUACUUUUUGCGACAAGACAUUCACACAAGUGUAUCCUCGCACUGUGCACCUCAGGAUGCACACGAAAGAGAAACCAUACUUGUGCAGCACAUGUGGUAUGUCCUUCUGUAGCUCUGGGGCCUUGCUGGUGCAUUCACGCACUCACACAAAGGAGAGGCCUUAUCAGUGCGAUUCCUGUGAAAAAAGUUUUCCUACGGCUAUACAACGGACAAUCCAUCGGAGAUGCCACACAGGAGAGAGGCCGUAUUCUUGCUCACAGUGUGAAAAAUCAUUCCACAGUAGCUCGGGACUGACGAAACACACAAGGACACACACGGGAGAGAAACCUUACAAGUGUGUAACAUGUCACAAGACGUUUUCCCAAAAAUCCAACAUGAGAAUACAUCUAAAAGUUCACAAGAACAUCUAGCAUACUGUUUUUGGAGACUGGUUGUUGGCAUGUGUGUGUAUCUUAAAUGAUAAAUGAAAGCCUUGUUCAUUUCUAUGUCAGGACAAGCUGUUUUGGUACAUCUUGAUAUCAGUAAAUCACUAACAUGUAUGUAUGUAAAUAUAAAUUAAAAUAUCACACAUUGGAGUGUAUGUAAAUGUAGAUUGCGUUUUAAAAGACAAUAAUGUUUAACACUUGCUUAGGUUUGUGUUAUGUUGUUGAGAGAAAGUACUGUAAGUCAAU
This is a messenger RNA of Morone saxatilis (striped sea-bass), 1691 nucleotides long. RefSeq names its product zinc finger protein 2-like. NCBI's taxonomy places the organism in Eukaryota, Metazoa, Chordata, Actinopteri, Moronidae. The record is from RefSeq and is a predicted model, not a curated record.